Molecule: messenger RNA, 2025 nt
Organism: Danaus plexippus (monarch butterfly)
Lineage: Eukaryota; Metazoa; Arthropoda; Insecta; Lepidoptera; Nymphalidae
Exons: 9
Coding region: 55-2001 (648 amino acids)
Source: RefSeq, a predicted model, not a curated record
UGAACUUUUUUGGCACAGUAAUAUAUUUUAUGUCAGGUUUUUUGUUCAUAUCAAAUGGUUUUAUUAAUACAACCAUUUUUUAUAUAUAUUUUUAUUCUAUUGUUGUAUCAUUUCAAUUAUGGUGAAAGUAAAAAUUACUGCAAUUCAGAUUUUUGCAUCGACUCUAAAGAGCCUAUUCUUUGCAAUUUGCACAAUAAUGGACCGAGUAAAGAUUGUUCACAUUAUGAAAAACUAUUAAAAACAGAAAAAGACAAGCAAGAUAUUUUAAAUAAAAUUAAUCAACGAAGAAAUAAAGUCGCAUCGGGUGACAUACGUUCUCUGCCCCCUGCUGCAAACAUGCUUAAAAUGGAAUGGAACGAACAAUUGGAAAUUUCUGCACAGAGAUGGGCCGAUCAAUGUUUUAAUAGCAGUGUUAUUGAAAGGAGAGAUGUCUGUACAAAUUUAGUAAAUGAGACGGUUGGUCAAAAUGUAGCAACUAUAUACGGAGAAGCGCCUGGCUUAACAAUUUCAAGUUUGGUUGAUAUUUGGUAUAUGGAGCUUUUGAAUAUGAAUAGCUCUUUAGUGUCGCGAUACAGACCGUCAUCUCUGACACGUUUAUCGGAAUACGAUAAUUUCACUCAAUUGGUGUGGGCCGAAACGAACAGGGUCGGAUGUGCUGCUGUGAAAUUUAAGGAAAUGGAAAGAAACGAAACCGUUUAUAGAUUGGUGUGUAACUUUGCACCAAGUGGCAAUCGAUUCGGGGAUUCUGUGUACAAUGAAGGGCAAUCAUGUUCCAGAUGUCCCUCUAACCUAAGUUGCGACAGUCAAUUCAGAAAUCUGUGCUGUGCAUUUGUUAAAGGUAUCAUAAAGAAUAAUACAUCAGAACAAGUGAUUUAUGACGACCCAACAUCAAGUAUUUUCAGAGAUUUGUUUAGAACAGAGAAUAAAAUAUAUUACGAAAGCUCCACGGAAACUAUUAAUGCAUUCAAAAGCACUUCAACUCCAGAUAAUAUAACCGAAGAAGAUGCUCAGUUUGAUUUUUUAUCUGAUUUAUUUGAAAUAACAAAGGCACAGUUACUCACUGAAAGAACUACCUUAAGAUGUAAAGAUUAUUUGGCUGUCGACGAUUUUAUAGAAUUGUUGAAAAGUAAAUUGACUAAUGACCAAAUACUGAAAAAUUUACUGGCUACGUCUGCACAGACUAAUAGCCCAGAAUCUACAAUCACUGACCGCACGAUGGCAGCCAUGAUUAAUCAAAUUUAUAGUACUAAGACGACAGCCACGACGACAAAAACAACUGUAAAUGAUUAUAUUAACUCUACGCUUUUGGUUGAUCUUGUUGAAGCCGUUAUAUUCCGUCACAGCAAUCGAUUUUCAACGAUUGAUGACGUAAAGUCUUUUACACAAUAUGAACCUGAUAUAAGCGUCGUCAAAGUACAAGCGCAGACAGGUGAGGUAAAAAGUAACAAAGAGUUUACAGGACAUUUUUUUUUCCCUGAAGAAGAAGAAUCAGUGGAGACAAAUACGGAAGACGAAAACACUGAGUCAUACUAUGAUUCUGAUAAAUUGGCAGUUUCUGAUAUAUCAAUGGAAAUCGAGGAUUUGAAAAGGGACAGGAUCACAAAAGAUUUCAUAGAAGAAAUUUUGGAUUCAGAACUUGCGACGGAACUUAUUGUAAAAGAUGCAAGUUUACCGGACAUAAAUACUGAAUCAAGUCAGAAAUUAUUACUCAAUAAUAAUACAGAAAAUGAAGAGAGUGAAGUAUUUAAAAACACCGAUAAAUCAAGGAAAAGUAAGAGAGACAUUAAUUUCAUGAAAAUUAACGGUGAUUGGGUCAAGAUGACGAAGGACUGUACAUUAGUUAGAUAUAAAGAUUUACUGAGAAAUCUUGCUAAUGACUUGCGAAAACUAAAACUCCAGAACCGAUUUAGUUGCGCUCAUAGCUCAGUACAACUAUUAUCUCAUGGGCCAAUAACUAUUGCUUCAGUGGUAUGUUUUAAUAUCUGUUCUGGUUGGACAUGACAAAUAAAUUGUUAAUGAAACUGA